Messenger RNA from Plectropomus leopardus (leopard coralgrouper), 13969 nucleotides. RefSeq names its product lysine (K)-specific methyltransferase 2Bb (gene kmt2bb). The record is from RefSeq and is a predicted model, not a curated record. Gene Ontology annotation, biological process: positive regulation of DNA-templated transcription. Lineage: Eukaryota; Metazoa; Chordata; Actinopteri; Perciformes; Serranidae. Gene Ontology annotation, molecular function: protein binding; DNA binding; histone H3K4 methyltransferase activity. Gene Ontology annotation, cellular component: nucleus; histone methyltransferase complex.
UGUUGAAGCAAUGAUGGCGGCAGCGGGAUGCGGAUCAGCAACCGCGGCUGCCGUAGGAGGCCAAGGUGGAACCGCUACGGCCAGAGGUCGUUUCCCCGGUCGGCCUUGGUCGUCCCGCAGUCGUUUGCGCUCCGAGAAGCGAUGGCAACUCGGACGAUCAGGCUUAGAAGCUGAUGAUGUGACUAACGGAGGGCCAAGGCCCGCAAACCUGGUCCUAUCGUUAAACGAAGACCAGUCUCACUUGCGCUUACUCGGGAUAGAGGCGAGCCACCAGACCCUUGGCCAGGCUGGAUACAGCUCUAGUGGGAGUGAAGAGGUGAGGUCCCAAACCGACCCAGGAGGAGAUGACUUCAGAGGAUUUGAAGCUGAGAGAAAAGGCUCCAAAGGUUCUGUAUGGUCACGACAAAACCCUUCCAAAGGUGAAGCUGUCAACACAAAAUCUAAACGACAAAUUGAGAAGCUACCGUUUAAAACGCCAGCAGUGGAUCCAGAUAUUACUCCACCUGAUCCUGUAAAGGAUGUAAAAUCUUUGGAGGAAACACAUGGCUUAUAUCCUGAAGCAGAGCCCGCAAAGGACAGCAGAAAAGGUUCAAAACGAAAAAACACUAUGGAUCGACAGUCCACCAAAAGCGGAGCCUCAUCAGCAGCACCAAGGAUUACCAUAAAGUUGGUGGCCAAAAAGAAAGUGAAAACUGUAAAGGAGCCUCAUAAAAAAUCUGCAAAGAAGUUGAAGGUAAAAGGAAUUCAGGAUCAGCCCAAAGCCAAGGACAUUCAGGGUGACCAGAUUUCCAGUGCUCAUGUCAAAUUAAAAACUGAACCUCAUGAGGAUAAACAUGGCACAGAAGAUAAGGGAGGGGGGGCUGCACCUGCAAGGAGGCGUGGGAGAUCUGCUUCAAAGACAACAGAGCCAGUUGGCCAGACUGGCGCCAAAAUUGUGGUUGAUGACCAAAAAUCAAAAGAGACAAAAUCAGCCGACAGACUUAACACUGUAAAAGAGAGCGAGACUGUGGAGCCGAAAACGAGUGCAAAGAAAUUAAAGCAUAAGGAAGUUGUAACAGAGCAAUGUUCUGAAGUUAAACAACAAGUCAUUCGUAGGAGCAAUAGAGUUACUAACCCACUCACUAAAAAAGUCUCAGGCAGUGCAGCUGAACCAGAAAGUCUGAGUAAAAGUGACGCCAAUCUGGUGACGUCAAAGCCAGAAGUUUCUCAAACGGUGGAGACCAAGCCAUCAGUGAGAAAGGACAGACGAAGGCAAAGCAGGAGGCUGAAUAAAGAUGCUACAGUGCCAGAGAACCAUGGUCCAUCACCCACAGAGACUGAUCAUUUAGCUGUGCAAUCCAAGGACAGUUUGCCUUUGAUAAAUGAGGAAAUGCGAGUCCCAAGUUUAAAGUUGAUAAAGAUCAGAAACCCAAAAUAUGAUGCACAGGCCAGUGGGAAGAACUCAACACGGAAGAAAAAACAUCGAAAAAAAUUUAUCUGGACUUUAACAUUAGUGAAAGGAGAAAGCCAGAAGCAGGGUGCUGAAAACACUGUCAAAGUAACAGAGAUGAAUGUGAGUGAAGCGGACCGGUCCACUUUGUGUGACACCAGUGCCAACAAGAAUUUAGAGGCAAUGGAUAAAACAUCUAAACCCGAUAACUCAGCCCCACAAGAGAGUAAAAGCUUGGACAAUAAUGAGAAGGGUUUCCAAAACACGGAUGACGUGUCAGUUGAGGACAAGUCCACGUCACAGGUAGAAGUUGAACAGGAACAAGAAAAUGAGACACCUCCUCAAGAAACGACAAAAACGGAUUGUGGCAAAGUUCCACCUCUUCAGAUCAAGAAGGUCUCCUCUCCUGGGAAACACAAAAGCUCAAAGCCGUCCUUUUUAAUUCAGCAAGUUAGUCCUCUGUCUGAAAAGAAAGAGGAUGUUUUGAAAGAGCUUAGUGAAGUUAAUGAGGAUAAAUCAUCAUGUGUGGAUACUGAAGUCACACCAACAAGGAGACUAAGGAGGAGGACAUUAAGCUGUGAUUCCCCACAACCAAAAUCUGUUGGUCAUAAGCCUGUAACCACUCCGAAACGGAGGCUUAGAACGAGUCCACAGGAUGAAGAUACGCCGCAGGUGCACGUUGAAGAGUCUGUUCAGGUUUCAACUGAAGAUUCCCACUCACAUGGUCUUCCUGAAAAUCCCAUUCAGGAUUUGGCUGAGGAGCCCUCACAAGUGACCAGUGUAAUCUCCACUGAAGUUUCUGUUGAGGAUUCCUCAAAAAUUGCUGACGACCCCUCAACGGUGCCAGUUGAAGUUUCUCCACAGAAGGUGGACAAUGAGGUAGAACCACAGAUUGAAGAGGUCCAACCGUUGCCUGUGCCUUCCAAACCUAAAAGAUGUAGAAAUAAUAAGCUCGGGAAAAAGAGGUCUGUUCAGAGGAAGAAGGCUGGUGUCGCUCCAGAAACUGCUGUCAUCACAGAGUUGGCUACAGUCAACACAGAGUUGGCUACAGUCAACACAGAGUUGGCUACAGUCAACACAGAGUUGGCUAUGGUUGAAGCUACAAUUGCAGAUGUGCUAAAGGAAAAUACGCAGCCUUUAGUAACAGAAGUCGGUCAAUCAGAAACAAAAGAUUGCACCCUGCCUGAGGCAAAGCAGGACAAUGUGUCAGUGGAACAGGAGCUGAUACAGCCACCGGUAAAAGAGGAAGCUGAAAUUCAGUUAAUAGAUAGUCAACCUCCUUUGGUAGAAGAAAAUCAAGCAAGCGAUCCAAAACCAUUGUGCCUACAAAAGAAAUCCCUCAAGAAAGUAAAAAAGAGGCGUAAAAGUUUGAUUGGGCAGCGUCAGAAACACAGGCACAGGGGCAGAGAUGGGAAGUUUGCUCCACUUAAAUCAUCCGAAAGUCAGAAAAUUGUUGAGGAAGAAAGUGACAUUUCCACCCCAUUGGCAGCUAUUACACCAACCCCAAAACUUAUUGGAGUACAAAAAAAGUGCAAAAAAAGACCUCCAGGCUUGCAUUUUAUUGGGUCGAAAAGGCCAAAACCACAGUCUAAAAUAAUUUCUAAGCUGAUGGAAAUAGGGCUUGACAGUGAUAGUUUGAAGCAGGAAGAAACAGACACAUUAGUGGAUGGGGGACGAGCAGAUGUUGUAGAUGCCCAGCCCGGUAAAUCAAAGUUUGUGAAAAACAUCAAGCACUUCAUUAUGCCUGUUGUAAGUGCCAGAUCCUCACGAGUGAUCAAGACCCCGCAAAGGUUUAUGGAUGAUGUUGGAAUGUCGGUAUUGCCUCGAAGAAACUCACCAAAGAAGGGUUUACAAAUGGGCUUGCAAAUGCGCCCUGGAAAGAGGCGAGAUGAUGGGAUGGGCAGAGCAAUAUCCCCUAUCCUGCCGGUUGAUGAGGAGGAUAUAUUAAGUGAAGCUCAAUUGGAUGUUGAUCUGUUUUCAGCUCAGGACCUAAAUGAUGACAUUGAUAUAGCUGACAGCCUGUUUUGUGAGAAAAAAGGUGGCAAAAUUGAAAAGAAGAAAUCUGUUAAGAAUUCUGCUUUCAAGUGGCCGUUGCCAGAAGAGUCAAGCGAGGAAAUGUAUACACUGGACAAAACUUCAGAGGACAAAUAUGAGGAUCAGUUUUUAACUUCACCAGUUGAUAAGCCCACAGAAGUAUCUACUGACCUCCCAGAUGCCCAGAAAAAGAAAAGUUCCCCGAAGUUUAAUAAACAAGCAGCUCACCUCAAGAUUUAUCAAAGGUUAAAAAAGGCGCAGAUGGGACUUCCCAAAAGUAAAAACACAACAGAGACAGACUGUGUGAGCAAACCUCCUCAGCCUCCUGUCGAUUUAGCAGAAGGACUCGAUGAUGAGGCCAUGAGCAUCAGUCUCAGGCAACGGAAUACAAAUGCAGAGAAGAGCAAGUCCAAGCUCAAGAUAGAGGACCUUGAUUCUCCUGGAGUAGUGAGAAAAGUGUCUGUGUGUGUUCGAACUAUGAACUCCAAGUCCCAUACAUUUCAGCACGGGAAAGAAGAGGGUUUAACAGGGGAAGACACUGCCCAACUUCACUCAGGAGAGCUGCAGUCACAACAGAACUCAGGCACAGGUGAAAGCGAUUAUCCUGGAGCCGUGGAGAAGGGAGCUUCACAAAGAGCGCGCCUCACUGGUGCAAAUAAAAGAAUGUUCAAUCUCCUCAGGAAAGCCAAGGUCCAGCUCAUUAAGAUUGACCAGCAGAAACAGCUCAAGUCAUCUGGGCUGUUGUCUGGCUCGACUGGUGCCAGGUCCCGGGACAUGACCUCUAAGAGACAAAGGAGGAAGCAGAGGGUUAAGCUUGAUGCUGAAGUUCCAGUGAAGACAGAGCCACCUCAAGGACAACCGCAGCUCAUCUCUCCGCUGUGCCAGGAGUUUCGAAGAGCGGGAGGUCCACGUAUCAAGCAUGUGUGCCGUGCUGCAUCGGUGGUGUUGGGGCAGCCUCGAGCCUUGGUACCAGAUGACAUUCCCAGACUGAGCGCUUUGCCUCUGCAUGAGAGAACUGGCAUUUCCCCUUCAGCUAUCCCUAAAGACAUUGGGUCCCCUUCUGAAUCAGACAGUCCAGGGCUGUCAGAUCCAAAGGUCACCAAGGUCAAGAAGCCGACAAAUUUUGUGAAGCGGAAAGGACUAGGGCCGUUUGGGUAUCGUUCACGGAGGUGUGGAGUAUGCAAAGGCUGCAACCACGAGGACGACUGUGGCAGGUGCAUGAACUGCCUUGACAAACCAAAGUUCGGUGGUCCCAAUACCAAGCGGCAGUGUUGUGUUUAUAAGAGGUGUGAUCAAAUAGAGGAGAGAAAAGCACGCAGACUAAGCGGAAGAACAGCGCCCAAAGGUGCCUCCAAGCGACGGCGAUCCUCUCUCAGUGGGGGUCAUUCAAGUAAUGACGAAGGGAAUGAGGGUGCUGCAGACUCGCCAUCUGGUCUCCAGGGUGACAGUCAUAGUCCAACAGUAAGGAAGCAGCCAAAGCGCGUUGUGAAACCUCGCGUUUACUUUGACCUGGUGGACUACGACUCCGAUCUAGACGACAAAGCUUUUUCAAGCUCUGCCUCACCAGCCAGGAGAAGGGGCACUGGAUCCCGUUUCAGUCAAGACUUUGUGUCACUGGAUGGAUUUCUUGGAGACAUUUCAGAUGAAGAAGUCAGACAUCGAAAGUCCAGUUCACACCGUGUACCGCCCGUUCGACGUAAACCUGAGAAGGGUCUCUCAUCUCAGGGUCCUUUGGAGCAGACUCCUCCCAGUGUCCUGGCUGCCCUGGCCCAUGGGUUUGAGCAGAGAGAGGCUGAGUCUUCAAAACCUACUCACAAAAUCAGGGUUGACUUCAAGGAGGACUGUACUUUGGAAAACGUCUGGAAUAUGGGUGGUUUAAGUAUACUGACCUCUGCACCGCUCAUGCCACCCUAUGUCUGUUUUCUCUGUGCCAGUAAAGGGCAACAUGAGAUGCUGUAUUGCCAAGUAUGCUGUGAGCCCUUCCACCAGUUUUGCCUUGAAUUAGCAGACCGCCCCUCUGAGGAGAACAAGGAAAACUGGUGCUGUCGUCGCUGCAAGUUUUGCCACGUGUGCGGCAGGAAAAACAAGCACUCAAAGACAUUGUUGGAGUGUGAACGAUGUCAGAACUGUUAUCAUCCUUCCUGUCUGGGACCCAACUAUCCAAAGCAAAACAAGAAGAGGAAAGCUUGGGUUUGUAUGACAUGCAUCAGGUGUAAAAGUUGUGGCGUCACACCGGGAAAGAGUUGGGACACUGACUGGAACCAUGACAAAGGACUUUGUCCAGACUGUUCAAAACUCUAUGAGCUAGGUAACUACUGUCCAAUCUGCUUCAAGUGCUAUGAGGACAAUGACUAUGACAGUCAGAUGAUGCAGUGUGGCACAUGUAACCACUGGGUACAUGCCAAGUGUGAAGAUCUAACAGAUGAGCUAUAUGAGAUCCUGUCCAGCUUGCCAGAGAGUGUCGUGUAUUCAUGUCGGCCAUGCAGUGUGACCCAGCCCAGUGCUUGGAGAGAGCUGCUCUACAUAGAGCUCAGGGCUGGGGUGGAAAAGGUGCUGGCUUGCUUGCUCUCCUCCACCCUCACUCAGCACCUGGUUACCUGCUCACAGUGUGAAAAGCUGGUUGAUCCGGACAGUGGGAUUGAAGGACAGCCAGCCUGCGACCUCCGAGCUGUAGGCAAGAAGUUUGACAAAGGUCUUUAUACCACGCUGAAAAUGUUCCAUGAAGAUGUGGUUCAAGUGGUGCGAAAGAGGCUUGAGCAAGAGGAGGAUCUUCCAGAGGAGCAGCGACCCACUGCCUUGGCACGCUCUUACUACCUAAAGCUCCUUGAGGAGGUAUUUAACUGGUUCAACAGCCAAGACCCAAAGGUGUGGAACCCAUGUACCAAAGACUUGCCAAUGGGGAUGCUGUCCCAUGCUGUUCAUCCUCCAACAACAGAGCAUGUUUAUGCCCAGUGGCAGGAGAGGGAGAGGCUCUCUUCCAGGGCCCCACUGGGGCUCCUGCAGGAGGACAAUGGACAAAGCUUAGAAGUAAAGGAGGAAGAGGCAGUUUCUCCAUUGUCUGGGGAGCCAAUAAGCCGAAACCAUUUCAAAACCAGCAGGGCUGUCAGGCUCAAAUUCAAGGGGAAAAGGGGCCGCCUUUCAAAAGCUGAUUUAGACACCGGAUGGUCUAAGGAUGAUGAGAGACAGUGCUCUUUGUGCCAAAAAUAUGGAGACCUCAAGCCUAAUGAAGCUGGCAGGUUGCUGUACCUGGGCCAGAAUGAGUGGGCUCACGUCAACUGCUGUCUGUGGUCAGCUGAGGUGUUUGAAGAGGACAACGGCUCGCUACUACAUGUACACAGUGCUGUCACAAGGGGCCGCCUGAUGCGAUGUGAACGCUGCAACCAGACCGGUGCGACUGUAGGCUGCUGUCUGACAUCGUGUCAAAGCAACUAUCACUUCAUGUGCGCUCGCUCUCGUCACUGUGUGUUCCAGGACGAUAAGAAGGUCUACUGCUACAAACACCGACAUCUCAUCAGUGGCAGGAUGAUAACUGGUCAAGAAUUUGAAGUGAACCGCAGAGUAUAUGUGGACUUUGAGGGUAUCAGCCCCCGCAGAAAGUUCUUGACUGGUCUGGAACCAGAAUUAAUAAACUUGAUGAUUGGUUCCUUACAGAUUGACCAACUGGGUGUGCUGACAGAACUUUCAGCUAGCAAAGGAAAACUGUUUCCUGUGGGUUUUCAAUGUACUCGUUGGUACUGGAGCACAGUUAAUCCCAUGCGCCGGUGCAAAUACACAUGCACAGUGCGGGAGGUACGGCCCGUUGUCCUUGAGAAGCCUGUUGAGGAGAUGCCUGACCAGGGAGACAAUCACACCAUUGCUCACAGCCCCUGCCCACUACCUGAAUCUGAAGCCCAAGAGACUGAUAUAACAGAAUCCAUACCCCCAACGGAAGAAGCCUUUAUCCCAGGACCUACCCCCAAGUCAGACCACGGUGCAAGGCCAAAGAUUCCCAGGAGACCAGCUGGAGGACUGUCCCGACCUCUGCCAUCCCCAGGAGCCCUCCAGUUGAAACCCCACCACAUAUUGACCAUAAGUGAUCUGGAGGAUACUCGAAGGGUUCGUCGCCACAGCCCACACCCACAGACAACAGGCCUCCGCAAUCACAUGCCGCCCCCUCCUCUGGGCCCUCUGACAGGACCUAUCACCCUCCGUGCCGGAAAGUCUUCCCUUUCCCCUUCCCCACUCUUUCCACUUGGUGCUUCAGACAACUUGAUAAAUUCUCCAUCACCCCGCUCAGUCGGAGGUAGAAGUGCUUCCUCAGCCCGGUGUCCUGGAAACACAAUGACCCAUUGUACCUCAUCUUUCUUUCCCCAGUCUCCCUGGCAGGAAAGUGCAGCAAACUUUCCCUCUCCAAGUCUUUCGUUCUCUCCAUCCAUACCACAUCUACCCAGAAAUCGAUUUUCAUUUGAUCUGAACCAGUCAGACUCAGUUGAGGUACCACACAACUUCUUAGCUUCACCAGAACCUGAAGAUGUCUCUCCAGCAAAUGGUGCGUCACCCCAGGGAGAUUUAGACCAGCAGAAGGAUGAAGAGGAAUUCCCCUACAGUUCAUUUCACAAGGAUCCCAACGUGAGUCUGGGCCAAGAAAUGAGAACUGAACUGGAGAUUGAAGAGACACUCCUGAAUGAAGGCGUGGCAAUGAACUGUGGGGGACAAAUAGUGGUGGAAGGCGAUGAUCAGGAGGAAUUUUGGGGAAGAGCCCAAGAGGUACACAAGAGGAAGACCCUUGUUGCCAACCUGCCACUGUCUGCAGCCUCAGCCAGGGAUGACUUGGGGAACACUUCCUCAGAUGAUGAUAUGGAGCACUAUUUUGACUUCUCACGGACAAUAGUCAGCUGUCCUGCUUCAAAAGAUCAUUCCAAGUCUCCCUCCUCCCCUUCCUCCCGGCCCCUGGCUCAGCUGGAUGGUGUUGAUGAUGGUACAGAGAGUGAUGCAAGUAUAGUGACCAAUGAUGAUGCCCAGAAAGUUGAGGGUUCUAGUCAAGCUCAGUUGCAAGCCAAAAGCUUAAAUAAUAAAAGUACCCCUCAAUCAGAAACUGCAAACUGCACACAGGCUGUUCAGAGCCUGUUUCCCAAAGCGUCAUCCAAUGAAAAGCACAGCAAUCCUUCAUCCGUCACCAUCUCAGUUGCCAGCAAAAGUCCUACAGAGAGUUCACAUCAAGAAUCAACAAAAUCCCACAAUCCCAGUCAUUCGAAGGAGGACAACAUGAUAUUUGUUUCUCAACAAAUUGCAGGAAACUCUCCCCUCAAAGAGCAAAGCUCUGGCACUCCUUUAGUAAAUCAGGAGACUGUGCUUCCUACUCCAGUUUGUGAUUCUCUGCCUAACUUACUCACAAAGGUGCCUGAGACCUCCUUUCCUGAGGAGUUAUUCCAGGGUUCCACUUUAGGAUUUGCCUCUGGAACACCUCUUGUGCUUGAGAGAUGUGAAACUAGUGCACAUUUAACUGAGAUGGUUCCUUUGCUAGAAGGCACAGCGCUCGAGGCCCAACAGUCUGAGGCUUGUAAACCCCUGAACUCCGAGCCUGACAGCAACCACUCUGCCGUGUUGAACAACUUAUCAACAAAUUCAAUGGCACAGUCAUUAGCAAACUCUGCUGAUAACAGUCAGGGCGCCUUGCUGGAUCUUCUUCAGCCUCCGCCUGUAAUGUCUGCAGAUGUACAAACCCCCUCUCAAGGCCUUGUAGACUCUCUACAGAUGUAUUCCUGUUUGCCAAGUUUUAACCAGCCUCCUCUAACAAGUAUUACACUUCAGCCGGUAACAUCUUCACAAGAAGCAACAACCUUCCAAUCCAUGGGACCUUUGUCCAGUAAACUAACCACCCUCAGUACUGUUGGAGACAUGACACAAACACUGCUAAACGUUGCCCCUCAAAAUGAUCCAGUGCUGUCAGCUACAUCAGGCAUUUGUCCCCCAGCAGGAACAUGUGCAACUGUCUCUCUUCCUAUCUACUCCACACAAACACAGCCAUUGGGUUCCACAGCUGUCACCAUCGUUUCUUCUUCUGCGUCAAUAUCAUCUCUUUCUGGACUGUCAACACAGUGUUCAGCAGCUCCAACACUGGCCCAAACCACCUCAGCCCCUGUGAUCUUGAACGGUUACAGUUCUUCAUCUGUGCAGAAGGAAGCGACAUCAGGUCACACAAUCUCCAUCAACUUUUCCACACCCAGGCCAGCUUUAGAGCCUCAGCAGCCAGUGGUUCCCCAGGCUUUACCUGGACAUGCUAUUCUUACUGUGAAGGAGGUGGGAGGUCCAAAUGUGGAUCCGACACCACAUGUCCUGCUGGUAAACCGCCUAGGGCAGAUCUUCGUCAAGAACCCAGAAAGCAACACGUUCCAGCUGCCCACUCCCAGCUCGCCCUCCUUUAACUGUGUCACACAGAUUGCCAGCCUUUUGCAAAGCAAUGCACUGUCAGCCACACUAGCAGCAGCUGGUAAUAUGACUGCUCCACCCCCCGGGGCUACUAUUGCAACAGCAGUUCCUGCAUCAGUUACACCCGCAGUUCAGAAUCCAACCACAAUCACACAGCUGCUCACUCACAAUAGCAACGGUGCAGUGGCAUCAGUUAAUGCAAAGAAGCCCAGGAAGAGUGCAAAAACACCAAAAGAUGAAACCAAUCCAGAGAAAAAAUCAAAGAAGAAGAAGGAUUCUAGUGCAACCAAAAAAUCGAAGUCAUCCAAGGCCUCCGGGCAGCCUGCUCCGUCUACCGAAAAUCCUCCCAUGACUCCUGCUGAAAGUGCUCAAGCAAUUAUUAAUCAAGCGAUGGCGAGUAACUACACCCCCAAGUGGAGUGGGCUCCGAAACCUAAGCCCCUCCUCACUGGUUUUGCCACCUGGCUUAUUAAUUGAACCGGAACCUCCAGAGCCUCCACCAGUAACACCAGCACCAGCUCCCGCAGCCCGGCCUCGCACCCACGUCCGCAUGAAGAGAGUGUCUUCACUUUCAGACCGUAUUGUCACAAAGAAAUCUAAAGUUGACUUCCUAAAACCAGAGCCCCUCAGUGAGGAGGAGGAGCGCCGCAGACCUGCUUUCCCAAGCAUCUCCAGCAGAGCCUCAGGAGUCCGCAUCAAGACCCCAACAGUGAAAGGAGUGCUGAACCUAGACCAGUUAAAGGAGGAGCAUAUAAGUGAUUCUGACAGCUCAGGAUCGGAGCCGUUGGAUUACAUGUCUCGGGGCGAACAAGGCAAACAGCAUGCAUGGGAACCAGUGGGACACAGCACCCUGACUGACUGGAAAAAAUACUCUGGCGCUGCUUGUACCUCAGAUGAUGAAUCACCACUGUCUGGUGAGGAUGAGGAAUUUCCCGUUAACAAAGACCAGCCACACUUAAGAUUUGAGAUAACCAGUGAUGAUGGUUUCAGUGCAGAGGCAGACAGUAUUGAAGUGGCUUGGAAAGCAGUGAUAGAUGGGGUGCAGGAGGCGCGAGCUAUUGCAAGGUUGAGACCUCUGACCUUUCAGAGGAUUACCGGUGCCCGUAUGCUCGGUCUGGUUCAUGAUGCAGUGGUGUUCUUGCUGGAGCAACUUCAAGGAGCCCACCGCUGUCAACGCCAUGCCUUCCGCUUCUUCAAACAGUGCACGCAGGAUGAUGACCUCCCUGUUAAUCCCAGUGGUUGCGCACGCUCUGAGCUGUACCUUAGGAAGUCCACAUUUGACAUGUUUAACUUCCUGGCUUCUCAGCAUAGACAACUUCCUGACAUUGGGCCUUACGAUGAUGAGGAAGAUGAGGUUCUUUUGAAGUCCACAAGACGGGCUACUAGUUUGGAGUUGCCCAUGGCCAUGCGCUUCAGACACCUGGAAAGGACGUCCAAGGAGGCUGUAGGCGUGUACAGGUCUGCUAUCCAUGGCCGUGGUCUUUUCUGCAAGAGGAACAUCGAGGCAGGGGAGAUGGUUAUUGAAUACGCAGGCAUCGUCAUCCGCUCAGUGCUCACUGACAAAAGGGAGAAGUACUACGAUGGCAAGGGUAUCGGCUGUUACAUGUUUCGCAUCGAUGACUUUGAUGUGGUGGAUGCAACCAUGCACGGCAACGCAGCGAGAUUCAUCAACCACUCCUGUGAACCUAACUGCUACUCUCGAGUGAUCAAUGUGGAAGGCCGGAAGCAUAUCGUCAUCUUUGCUCUUCGGAAGAUCUACAGGGGGGAGGAGCUCACCUAUGACUACAAGUUCCCUAUUGAAGACGCCAGCAGCAAACUCAACUGUAACUGUGGGGCCCGGCGAUGUCGGCGUUUCCUCAACUGAGACAUCUCUCGUAUGAAAAGGGGAGGAUCCUGUUUACUUGUAAGCCUUAAAUUAAGGUGGAUUGGGCUCGGGGAGGCAGCAGGCUGUCUGCACAGAAGGGGAAUUAGCCACUAUGAGACCGGUCGGGAAUAUUCGGCCGGUGAGAAGUGAUAUGUGGACAUUUUUAUAGAUUGUAGAAGAGGAGCCUUGGAUCUGCGCAGGAAGGUCAAAUCUGGCAAGUUUCUGCUUUUGCCUGUGAAAGAGUUCAGACGUGCAGCUAACACAGCACCAGAACAGUAAAUACUGCGGAGGAAGUGUUUUUGGUUUCCAUUGCUGCAAAACAUUUACCCAGAUGUUAUCUGAAAGGGGGGUUCCUGGAUCAGUAUGGACGACACCAACAGAAUUUCUUUGAAACACACAUCAAGCCUUAUCUGUUUGAAUCAUUGCUGAAAACCUAUAGCUAGGCUCUGAGAGAUUCCUUAUACGUUUUAUUCAUUUCUUGGGGGGGAGGGUACGUCUGUCUGUUGUACACUUGUAAUCAUGAUCGCUCCAUCCUCCAGUGAUGGGAAUAUUAUAGCCCCAUCCAUGCAGUGGUGAAGUCAGUUCUUGAGCCAUACAUUCACCCAAACCUUUGUCUGUUUUACCUGACAUUGAACAUGUUAAUACUUUUUCUUUUUAGAUUCAUUUUUCCUGGGAAUAACAAAACAACCAUGGUGCUAAGCUUUGUAAGGUCUUUAACGUCUUUAGUUGGACAAAGAUGUCCCGCAAAUCAGGAAUAGUUUUGCUGUUUAUUCACCCUGCUGAGACCAUUAAUCUUAAAUUUAUGCACUCAAGCAGUACUCUUAUCUUUAUUGGAGUGUUAAGUGUCUGCUACGUUUCACACUUUAGAUCAUCGGUGUAUGUGUGUCACAUGUUGUCUUCCUGUGUUGACUUAAAAAUAGAUGUUUUCAGUGUCAUAUCCAUAAUGUGUCAUUAAGACGUGUUUUUCUCUCUUGAUGUACAGUGUAUGUAGCAAACACUACCCAAGCCAAAAGUGAAGAGUUGUGGUGAAUAUCAGUUUUUUAAUAUAUAUUUUUAUUACUCUCAUGGCAGAUGCUCAUUACCUAUUGCAAUAAGACGUUGCUGCCCUACAGUUGCACAUAAAUAACCAUCAAACGUAAAAAACUAUUUUCAUCUUUGUGACACCUGCUACAGUUUAUCUCUUAAUCAGGGAGAUUGUGGUAUAAAGCAUUGCCACUGCGUGUGUGUGCAUUCAGUUCCUGCACCAGGCCAAGAACAAGAUGCACAGACUUUGCAGAAGAUGUUGCAGAAAACAGAGAGUCUGAAAUGGAGCUGAGGGAACGCACUCAGCACCUUAAAAUGAUGUUUAAUGUUGUUCUUAGUCGAUGAUCAGUGCCGUCACUGAUGAGGGUAAUCUAAUUCACACACUGUUCAAAUUGGUAGUUCUAUUUAUUCAUGUUUUGAUUUAUAUUUUUAUUGGUAAAAGGUUGUGCUUUGUGUAAACGGUGGCGGUCUAGUGUAUUAGGAGAUCUCCCCCAUUUGUAUCUUUUGUUGUGUUUACAGCUGAUGUCCUUUGUUUCACUAAUUUACUUGAAUUUUCUUUUGGGGCAGUUGUGUCAUGCAUUUAAGCCUUCAUGACAGAAAUUGUUCUAAAGCAGGUAUUUUUAAAGAAUCAUUUUUAUUUUAUCUUUUUGUUAUGGUAGAUUACUGACGGUCUUAGAAUCAGCCACAAGAGUAAAAUGAGCACUGUUUGCCUCCCUAAGUCCAUGAUCAUCUUUUUUUUUCUUUUACCCCUCACCCUUUUCAAACUUCUUAGAGCAAAUGUCCAUUAUGUUUUUGACUUUUUAUCUUAAAUCCCCCUUUCCCUCUUGCAUGUCCAAUCACUGGGAUGGAGCCCAGAUUAACUUGUGUCAAUCACCUAGCUGACAACAAGAGCAGAGUCACUCCCAACUCCUUGCAAGGAUUCUACCUCAGCUGUUUACACAGAUGUUUGGGAAUACUGAUGCAAAAAGAGAGGAUGAUAAUUUAAAGAGAAGCUUGGUUUUAAUGUCCUGCGGAGCUGGUGAGUGUGAGUGUGUCUGCGUGUGUGUAUGUGGGUGCGUCUGUGUCGUUUUGUGUGUGUGUGUGUGUGUGUGUGUGUCUGUGUGUGUGUCUGUGUGUGUGUUUGCAAUGAAGGAUGGAAAGCACUAGUCAAAACCUGAAGUUAUCAUGACCAUCUCUCCCAGAAUCUGUUAAGAAAGCUGUAUGUUAUAUAUA